This is a messenger RNA of Bipolaris maydis ATCC 48331, 1666 nucleotides long. Its product is annotated as glycoside hydrolase. Gene Ontology annotation, cellular component: extracellular region; cell surface. NCBI's taxonomy places the organism in Eukaryota, Fungi, Ascomycota, Dothideomycetes, Pleosporales, Pleosporaceae. The record is from RefSeq and is a predicted model, not a curated record. Gene Ontology annotation, biological process: glucan catabolic process. Gene Ontology annotation, molecular function: glucan exo-1,3-beta-glucosidase activity.
AUGGUCGGACGUUGGACUACUACAGCGGCCAUUGGUCUGCUCGCUGUGAGCACAAACGCAUCUCCACUGGAAUCUGUGAAACGACAAUCGGAAGGUUACCGAACACCAUCAUUCGACUUUGGUGGACAAAAAGUCCGUGGAGUCAACACUGGUGGCUGGUUUGUGCUUGAGCCUUGGAUCACUCCCAGCAUCUUCGAAGGCAACGGCGCAGUUGAUGAAUACACACUUGCUGGAGCAAUGGGCAGGGACGCAGCAGAAUCCAUGCUGCAAAACCACUGGAACACAUGGUACACCCAGGACGACUUCAAGCAGAUGGCUGCCGCCGGUCUCAACAUGGUCCGAAUUCCCAUUGGCUGGUGGAGCGUACUUCCACGUGACGACAUGCCAUAUAUUGCUGGAGCCUACGACAAGCUUGGCGAAGCCCUUGACUGGGCGGGAGCCGCAGGUCUUAAGGUCAUGAUCGAUCUCCAUGGCGCACCCGAGUCGCAGAACGGCUUCGAUAACUCGGGCAAGCGCGGCUCGGUUGGCUGGACUCAAGGCGACUCAGUCGACUACACCAAGAAAGUGCUGAACAAGCUCCGCGACGACCAUGCAUCACACCCUGCUGUUGCCGCUAUCCAGCUCCUAAACGAGCCUCUGGGCCCGGCCCUGGACAUGAACACUGUCCGACAAUUCUACAUGGAUGGCUGGGGUAACCUACGAGACUCUGGUGUUGCUGUGACGUUCCACGAUGCCUUCCAAGGCGUGACUUCGUGGAACGAGUGGGGUAGCGGCAUGUGGAACUUGCUUCUCGACACCCAUCACUACGAAAUCUUUGACAACUCGGCCGUUGCCAUGAGCGUCGACGACCAUGUCAAGACUGCUUGCGGCUUUGGUAGGCAAAUGGCAUCGACGGGCAAAUGGACUAUUGCCGGAGAGUGGACUGGCGCCAUGACCGACUGCACCAAGUGGUUGAACGGCAAGGACAAGGGCGCACGUUACGACGGCACUCUUGACGGAAGCUCCAAGGUGGGCAGCUGCGACGGCAAGUAUACCGGCACUGUUGGCAACCUUUCGGAAGACUACAAGACGGGCAUGCGGCGCUACAUUGAGGCCCAGCUUGAUGGGUUCGAGAUGGCCAGCGGAUGGAUUUUCUGGACGUGGAAGACGGAGAGCUCGCCAGAGUGGGACAUGAAGGCUUUGCUGGCCAACGGCGUCUUCCCACAGCCACUGACCUCGCGAAAGUUCCCUGGCCAGUGCAACUAAGCAGUUUGACAUUGCGGUCGUAGUGCGCAGAUAGUUUGCUAUUCUCUGCUGUUGUUGCACGAUGAUCUGCACACGAAGCUUGCUCGACGGGCAAGAGAGAUGUGCGAGAAGCGCACUGACGAGAGAUGACGAGAUGACGAUGUUACGAAUCCCAUUCCGCCUCGAAGAUACCCCGACGCGUUCGCUCGUUUUCCACCCGGGGCCCCACCUUGCAAGCUUUAAGUACAGAGUUUACCUGGCACACGAAUGUCACGGUUUCAGGAGCUGGGUACGAGCAAGUUGUUUCUAGGGUGUUGGCCCCCCCCCUGGUUGUGAAGAUGAGCCCAAGAGAGGUGCAGUCGGCGCAUUGUAUAUAUGACAUGAAUUUAGCAGCCUAGUUAGUGGAAUUUUAGAGAUGAAUUGAAUCCCAACAAGUAUACUG